AUGAACGAAGUCGACUCCGUCCCUGUCUACAACUUUAAUGUUGAUAACGGGUACCUCGAGGGUCUCGUCCGGGGGCUUAAAGGAGGUCUUCUGAAGCAAUCAGAUUAUUUAGUCCUCAUUCAAUGUGAAAACCUAGAAGGUAAUACCUAGAUCUUGUCAAUCUAUUUGCAGAUCUGAAGUUGCAUCUUCAAGACACUGAUUAUGGAAACUUUUUGGCUAAUGAACCGGGACCCUUGACGGUUGGAAUAAUCGAGAGUAAAAUGCGUGAAAAGCUUGUUAGCGAGUUUCGCUAUAUGCGUAACCAGGCUUUCCAGCCACUAGCGCUCUUCCUCGACUACAUAACGUAAUUUUUGUCUGCCUCUUUUCAUAGUGUUCUUCAACAGAUAUAGCUAUAUGAUAGACAACAUUGUCCUCCUUAUCACUGGAACAUUGCACGAACGGCCUAUUUCGGAGCUCAUCACCAAAUGCCAUCCACUAGGAACGUUCAUGCAAAUGGAGACGCUGCAUAUUGCAUCGACGCCCGCGGAACUGUACACCGCUGUACUAGUCGAUACACCGUUAGGUAAUGCAAAGUUCCCCGCCUAAUCCUUCUCUUAGCACCCUACUUUAUUGAUUGCAUCUCGAAGCACGAUUUAGACGAGCUUAAUAUCGAAAUUAUCCGGAACACAUUGUACCGCGCCUACCUGGAAGAUUUCUAUGCCUUGUGUAAAUCACUAGGCGGAGCUACAGCCGAGUUGAUGUGCCAGUUGUUAGCCUUUGAGGCUGACCGCCGGGCAUUUAUAAUUACAAUCAACUCUUUUGGCACUGAAUUGUCUAAGGAAGAUCGGGUUAAAUUAUACCCACGCUGCGGUCGCCUCCAUCCUUACGGCCUUGCUGCCCUUGCAAAGGCUGAUGAUUACGACCAAGUUCGAAAUGUUGCGGAUUACUAUCGGGUGAGCGAACUAGUAUCCUUCAAUUUGCCACAAUCUUAUUACUUUUUGAUCUGGCAUUUUUCUGGCCGGCGUUGGGCAACAUUAUUUUUACCACCUCAAAUGGCCAGUGGUUCUAGAUACCAGUUGUAAAAACUCUAUGCUUUGUGAACUCACAGAUUCUGGUAAGUUCAACCAACGAAGACGAGAAUGGCACGUAAGCUUCAGCCAUCGUUAACUUAAGUUCCGGCCAGUGACCGUCCAUCUAAAGUGACAUGUUAUCGACUUUCUCCCCUUAAAACUCCGAGUCCCAUAGGUUCCAUACGGUGCCACCCACUCCCACCCUUUACGGUGUCUUGUCGCCUGCAAGCACCGCAAAAAUAAUACACUUAUUCCAGUACAGUUCUCUAGACAUGUACCAAAAUUGUAGGAGCAUAGUGCCGACUAGAGUCUUUCUUUUCGUAACACGGUUGACCAUAUCUUCGAAAUUAAUGGUGCUGAAAGCUUCAUCUGGCCAACAACUGCUUUAACCGUGAACUUUUCGAGUUGGAGCUCUUUUUCCCUGAAUUUAUCAGUCGGAGCGAUUAUAUUUCUCCAGCUUACCAAAUCCCAACAACAUGUAGGUGGGAUGAGCGUCCAUUUGAAGUGAAGCGCGGUUCUCGAUUUUACUGGUGUGCGACUGAGGAGUCAUCAUUACGAUCUGUCAUGCAAAGUAACCGUCCCCCGAAAUCAUAUCGUUCCCCCCCCCCCACCCAUAUGAAUUUAAGGGUGAAUCUAGAAAACCGAAUAAAUGAAAACCCAAAAAGAGGGUCGGUCGUCGGAACAGUCAUUAUACUUGCCUGUGAAAAUGAAAAGCAAUAAAAGUUAUGCAACUUUUUGCAGCGCCACCGCUCGUCAGCCGCAAGCGCACCAGAAGCGAGCUUGUGCUAUCUGGCGGUAGCCAAAAAGAGGGACUUUCGUUACUGCACCCUUGCAACCUCGGAUGAUGAUCACCUGCACCUGAUCACCUGAGUUCGCUCAAAUAUUUUGACUGUUGCGGCCGAUGUCUCAUGUUAUUUUGAGUAAGCUACACGCUUGUGAUCGUGGCACUUCUUUUCUUCCAGUUCACCCCCAGCCGGGUCGUUGAUUUUUAAAGAAUGGACCGUCAAAACUUGCCACGCUCCGCCUAUUAUCAUCAUCAUAAUUUUGGAUUAGAAAUUGAUUAAGUCCCAGAAUUUCACUUAUCGCCUAUCUUCGCCCUUUCUCUCCAUUUUUCUCGUGUCAUUCCCCUUUGGCUGCGCCAUGUAGAGUGAGUUUGUUAGGAGAUUCCAUCAGUUCUGAAUAGUAGUGUAUAUGGUGAGUUCAUAUUCCAUACCGACUGUCAGUGGAGGAUAUAAGCGAAGAUCUCUCGGAAUAGGCCCCUGGUUACGUUUGCAUUGAUAGGCUUUUUUAACUUAUAAUCUGUUCCCAGGAGUACAAAGCGCUGUUCGACGGUUCUGGUGACGCUCUUGGGGACAAGACGCUGGAAGACAAAUUCUUCGAAUACGAGGUAGUGUCCAAUAUUCUACACCUUACCGGUAUAUCUUUAUACUGCACCCUAGCGACUUCUGCGUUUCGAGUUUAGUCCUUUCUCUGCACAUUUUCUGGCUUUACGAGUUCUCUAUUUUCCUUGUUCCGACCGUCUCAGUCAUUCUUUCUGUCGUAGACCUUUCCCACACUUGUGGACUUUAGAGAGAAGUUCAUUUUCGUAGUCACUUAGUGGAGGUCGGCGGAUGUUUUCUACUCAAUUUCCUCACCGUCUUUGCUCCACCGACUCCUUUCGGUCCCCCAAAGCGUCUACUAACGAACACAGCCGGUUAUUUCAGCGUUACGAUUCGUCGAAUUUUGACUGUGCAGUCUUAGUGCAUACAUGCAUACGUCCCGUAACGUCACAUACACGAUCCACAAUGGUCGUAGCAUUAGUGUUUCCAAAUUUGAUAUUGGUUUUCAGUGGAAAGAACAAAUUGUUUGGCACCAUUCAUGUCAUCUGGCUGACUUUCCUGUUCGGAAUUUUUGCGUCCAGGGACCCGACAUUUAACUGCUUGUUCACUGUCUCUGCCGGAUUAUUAUGCUGACUGGCUAAGGUGCUAAGGUCUCCCAAUCAUUGUCCUAACGUAGCCUCAACUAUAAAUCAAUCGCGAAACCGCCAACUAGCGUCAUUUUACACGCGAGGAAUACUGCCUCGUUAUCAUGACAGUUCGAUCAUCGUUACCGACGAUGUCCACGCGUCCUCCGACAAGGGUAGAGGCUCAGUGCGUAAAUUCCCUGUCCAAACGCCCAAAAAAGCUGCCCUUGCUGGUGUUCCCGAAGGCUGGGGUGCACGCGCUCGUGCAAUUCUAGUGCGGUUCUUAAGUCAAUUGCGAUAGUCUUUUCGUCUUAAAUCUGAAAUCUGUCCCCAAAACACAUCCCAGCUUAAAAAUAGACUGUGUUAAGGCUUUCCGGAAGCAAUAUCUUGCUUUCUCGCUGUCAUUGGCGUUCAUUAUACUUCUCUCUUGCUUCAGAGAAUUAUACCCGAGGGUUCACUCAGACAGCGCCUCGGCGCCGAAUUAAAAUGCUCUUGCUAAUAAAGUGCUUGUCCUAGGCAACCAUUCCAGAUGCAUGCAAGCACCGCGCAGCGCCACUUGCCCUACCAAGCUGCGAUAUGCUUCAUAAGGACUAGAAUUAUCCCGUUUUUUUAUAAUAGUUGAUAGUGUCUUACAGCUAAACCAGAGACUGUGUACCUAGCUUGUACGCUUUAUCGAUGACCGAUGAGAUGACUGACCGACAAGGCGUUCGGAUGAUGGCGAAGAGCCAGACACACAAUGCACAAUUUCGACUAGUAUCGUCACCCGUGAAUGCUCGAGACGCGUACACUAACUGCCCAGCUGCUGGUAUUUAGUGUAGAAUAGCAUUGCCGACAAAGGCAGGGCAGACUGGGGUGGCCAUUUCUGGCUUAUUAGUCGUCGCCAGCCAGUCAUACCCAAUUCCGAGGCGUUGAACACCUUGGGCUCUCUUCCGCGACCUGUUGGCUAGAAGUUUAACGCCCCUAGUCACUGAGCCACGAAUCUCGUUGUCCUCUCGCCUGCGCUCGGGUAUCUAAUGCAUGUACUAGACUUCAUUGGUAAUGAGAAAUGGAGUUGUAACAUGCUGCACUCACAGCUGUCUAGGUUGAUAGUCGAGCAUAUAGUUCCUAUGUCAUUCGCUAGAUGGUUUGCGUAUCACUAAUUAUACCACGCUAGGCCGUUUUCUGAAGCCGGCCCAGCAGGGGAGAGUGGAUGUCCAGGCUGCCUAAGUGACCAGGCGAUCGGCCGCCCGGCCAACGUAGUUAUGAUCAAAUUGCGGCAAUCAUGCAUCAACUGUCCGUCUGUGGCUUCCGUCACCAGUCUUUUAUUUUUACCUGUUAUGCUAAUUGUGUAUGUUUAUUGGCAGAAACCAGACAGACUUUAGUUACUGUUUUGGUUCAUUUUCCGUUGCUGGCCAGCCGCACUCGAACCCACAUGGCCUUAAGGUCGGGCUGUGGUCGGUGCUUUUGCCGGGUGAGCGGCGCUCAUUGGCAUGACCUGGUUGUAGAGCAGAAUAAUGGUAUCGUCUGCCAGGAAACAGCUCUUUAAAGUACUAUCCCGCAACCUGCGCUCCUGACACCAACCGCGCGCCUUCGAAAACGGUCUUCAAAGGUAUGGCGAAUAAAUUCUGAACUGAGAGUUUGGCCUGCCCUGUCAACAAAUGCGGGUAACCGAGGCCCCCAGAAGCAUUGCAGUCGACCCGAAUAGUCUUUCUCGCCUGCUAACUGCCGUUUCUUGCGGUAGUCUGUUAUUCAUCUUGAACUGUUCUGAGCUCAGUGUUUUCUCCUUCAGGUCCAACUGAACUUGGAAUCCUUCAUGCAGCAAUUCCAUUUUGGCAUGUUUUACUCUUAUAUCAAACUGAAGGAACAGGAGAUGCGCAACAUUGUCUGGAUCGCCGAGUGCGUUUCACAAAGGCACCGGGCCAAAAUUGACUCCUACAUUCCGAUCCUCUAA
Molecule: messenger RNA, 4921 nt
Organism: Spirometra erinaceieuropaei
Lineage: Eukaryota; Metazoa; Platyhelminthes; Cestoda; Diphyllobothriidea; Diphyllobothriidae
Source: the annotation of a GenBank genome assembly